This is a messenger RNA of Condylostylus longicornis, 844 nucleotides long. Its product is annotated as ADP-ribose glycohydrolase OARD1-like. Lineage: Eukaryota; Metazoa; Arthropoda; Insecta; Diptera; Dolichopodidae. The record is from RefSeq and is a predicted model, not a curated record. The transcript has 3 exons. The coding region runs from base 103 to 657 and encodes 184 amino acids. Gene Ontology annotation, biological process: peptidyl-glutamate ADP-deribosylation.
ACAAAACAUUUAUUUUAUUAGCAAAAAGCUUGUGCAUAAGAAAUACUAAUUUUACAAAACAAGGAAUAUUGUUAUCAAAAACUAUUCCAGUGGCCCAUUUCUAUGAUAAACACUGUUAGAGUUUUAUUGCAGGCAAACAAACAAAUUUUUUUGCCGGCAGUAGUGAAAGGUCCUGGUAAUUUACAAAAAUUCUUAGCAAGAAACAUGAGUUCAGCAUCCAGCUUUGUUUUAAGAGAGAUCGAUGGAGAUUUAUUUUCUGCUCCCAAAGAAUAUUCACUUGCACAUUGUGUUGGUGCAGAUAUGGCCAUGGGAGCUGGUAUAGCAGUUAAAUUUCGUCAAAUUUAUCAGCAAGUCGAUGAAUUGUUAGAUCAAAAUGUUUCAACUGGUGGUGCAGCUGUAUUAAAAGAUGAAGAUAGAUUUAUAUAUUAUUUAGUAACUAAACAAUACAGUUACGAAAAACCCACAUAUGAUAGUCUAAGGUCCUCUUUAAUUGAUAUGCGUAAUCAUAUGAUACAAAAUGAUAUUAAAAAGCUUGCUAUACCAAAAAUUGGAUGUGGAAUCGAUGGAUUAGAAUGGGAUAAAGUACAAGCUGAAUUAAAAAAAGUUUUUGAAAAAGAAAAUGUGGAAAUAACAGUUUACAAUUUCGUCCCCAAAUAAUUUUCGCAGUUCAACUAUGGAUCAGAAUUAUUAUUUACGGACUGUUUUUGUUGAGUUCCCAUUUUUCAAAGAGCUUAAGUUCUAUUUACCUAAUAGAAUAUAAAAUUUGAUUUUACAUAGGUAUGUGGUAUACUCAAUACUGGUUUUUUCAAAUCAAUUAUAUAAGUUUUUAGGACAUUUUUGUAAC